AUACUGCCCAACCCUUCCGUUCCGGAAGCCGCAAAUAAACAGAACUGCUUCGCAUUAGGUCUGGGAGUCAAUAUAUUUAAGAUGAGGGAAAUUGUUCACAUCCAGACUGGGCAAUGCGGAAAUCAGAUUGGGUCGAAGUUCUGGGAAACCAUCUCCGAGGAGCAUGGCAUUGAUCCUACGGGAUCCUACCACGGCGACGCCGCUACCCAGCUGGAGAGGAUCAACGUGUACUACAACGUGGGCUCAAAGGGCAUGUACGUGCCACGCGCCGUCCUCGUCGACUUGGAGCCCGGGACCAUGGACGCAGUGAGGACGGGCCCCUUCGGCCGUCUGUUCCGCCCCGACAACUUCGUGAACGGGCAGAGCGGCGCCGGCAACAACUGGGACAGGGCCAUACAGGAGGGCGCGACUCGUGACCGCCCGUGCUGGAGUGGUCGAAGGCGGCGAGGGUGCGACUGCCUGCAGGGCUUCGCUACGCACGAUCGUGGGCGGCGGCACGGGCUCCGGCAUGGGGCACGUUGCUCAUUUCAAAGGUCAGCGAGGAGUACCGACGGAUGCAUGAGAUGUACUCGUGUCGUGCCUUCCCCCGAAAGGUGUCGGACACGUGAUCGUGGAAGCCGUGACAACGCCACUUGUCGGUCCAAUCAGCAUUGUCGAGAACCGCACGAGACUUCGUGCAUCGGACACGAAGCCUGUACGACAUCUUCCCGGUCACCACCUGCCUGCGCUUCCCUGGCCAGCUCAGUGAACAGCCGACCUGAGGAAGUUGGCCGUUGUGAACAUGUGCUUUCCCGCAGGCUGGACUUCUUCGUGCGGCUUGCCGUGACGGCGCGUGGCGGCCAGCAGUACCUCGCCGUGACCGUGGCUGAGCUCAUGCAGCAAAUGUUCGACGCCAAGAACAUGAUGGCGGCGUGCGACCCCCGCCACGGGCGCUACCUCACCGUCGCCGCAGUGUUCAGGGGUCGCAUGUCGAUGAAGGAAGUGGACGAGCAGGUGAUGAACAUGCAGAACAAGAACAGUAGCUUCUUCGUCGAAUGGAUUCCCAACAACAUGAAGACGGCGGUUUGCGACAUUCCGCCGCGGGGCCUCAAAAUGGCCGCUACCUUCAUGGCCAACACCACCGCAAUUCAGGAAGUUUUCAAGCGCAUAUCGGAGCAGUUCACUGCUAUGUUCAGGCGCAAGGCUUUUCUGCACUGGUACACGGGCGAAGGCAUGGACGAAAUGGAAUUUACCGAGGCAGAAUCAAACUUGUGCGACCUCAUUUCUGAAUACCAGCAAUAUCAAGAAGCUACAGCAGAAGACGACUUCGAGGAAGAUCUGGAAGAGAUAGAGGAAGAGCAUUUAUAA
Messenger RNA from Gryllus bimaculatus (two-spotted cricket), 1347 nucleotides. The record is from the annotation of a GenBank genome assembly. Lineage: Eukaryota; Metazoa; Arthropoda; Insecta; Orthoptera; Gryllidae.